CUACGUGGAGAUAGACCACAUUCAGAAAGUACAGCUAAUAUAUUAGCUGCACUUAAUAUUAGUUGCAGCUGAUCAAUCGUUCAGUAUCGCCGAGCAUACGUCAUCAUCAGCUGACAGCCCACAGACGCCGAAACGGUUUUAAAUUGCGCUCCCUAUGAUUACGACGUUCAUCAUUAAAUACUAUUAAUUCCAAUGUACCAACAGAGACUUAUAUAGUACGACGUAAGGAAUAAUCAAUUAAUAUCCAACGUAAUUAACUAGCGGAAAUUAAGUGAGUUGAAUCAUUCUAAUUAUCAUUACAAUUAUGUAAUGUUCCUUGGCCCAGCGACUUGAUGUAAUAAAAAUGACCGCACUCGUUUAUUGCGAGUCUGCUAUUAGUUAGCCUGCCGCUAAUACGCUAACAGUAUCACUUUUCUGUUUACUUGUUGUUCUGUCAAGCGUAAACUUCACUCCGAAUAACUAAGCGGACACUUACCUUACAACCGUUUCAAAUACAGACGAGAACGGUAUCAAUGAACACAACUCCACACUGGUCAACUUACUUUCACUCCGUAGUGGUGCUCUCAGUGGACUUGUCACUUCGUCAAUGAAGGCUAGCAGUCAACCAUAGCGUUGACGCUAUUAGCUGCUGGAUGUAGCACACCACUGGUGGAGUCUACUGAACUACAUAAAUUGUUCUUGUUGUGUGUUAUUUUUUUAAUUUAAAGUUUUACUUCCUUCGUCACAACGCAAAGUUAUGAGUUAAAAUAUAGUUCAACAAACAGUGACAGUAACCUGUUUACGAUGCGAUCGUCAAAGCUGCGACUAUUGUGCGUGUCAAGACAGCCGGUUGGACAACUCUCAAGACGGGACCAGUCAAGCGGGCGGAGACUGCGAUCAUGCUUAGAGCAUGACAGCCAUAGAUAUAUGAUUUAUAGACAUGCGGAGGUUUUUCAACAGGAUCACUUAACAGAGCUUUUGCGGUGACGUCACGUACUUGACAUUGGCAUGGACUGAGGAAGAACGUAUUCCUUGAAGUUAUGGCGAUGCACCUGUUUACAAGAUAUGUCACCGGGCUCCUCGCUGAUACAUCGUGCGUAAUUCCUCAGAGGACAUUCGGUGUGUCUGCUGCCACACCAGCCAUUCAGAAAAUGACCAGAGUACGAGUGGUGGAUAACAGCUCUCUUGGAAAUACACCUUACCACCGGCCUCCAAGAGUGAUCCAUGUGUACACCAAGAACGGCGUUGGAAAAGUUGGUGACAAAGUGUUACUGGCCAUAAAAGGACAGAAGAAGGCUGCGCUAAUUGUUGGUCACAAAAUGCCCGGACAGCCCAUGAAUCCACGCUUUGAUUCAAAUAAUGUCGUUCUGAUCGAGGAAAAUGGGAACCCAACAGGAACAAGGAUUAAGGUUCCUAUACCCACACAUUUACGUAAAAGAAUGGAAGGGGACUACUCAAAGGUGCUAGCAAUUGCUAGUUCUUUUGUAUGAUUGUACUCUUCUCCACAAGUCAGUCUUUUUGUGAAUUGCAUUACUGUAUGUGAUAGGCUCAAGUUUCUGUUGACAGUCAUCUCUUUGCUUACAAUAAAUACAACCUUCACCAUAAAUGCACGGUACGGUCUGUUUAACAAGCAAAUGUGGGUCUAGUUAAUGUUAUUGUGAACACAAUGAGCAAACCUUAAAACAAAAUGAUGUUAAUGGCAAUAUUUAUUGAAGGCACAACACAAAAUAACUGGCACAUUUUUAUUUAGCCAUUCAUAGCUUAGGACAAGUAAGGCAUUCUAAUAUCAUGAUCCCUGUAAAUGUUUGCGACUGUUUCUCAAUGUGAGGCAUUUGUGCGAGGCGCUUCCUUAAACUCAAAUUUCAGUGCAAAAUAAAACCUUGGGAUGAAACCC
This is a messenger RNA of Phycodurus eques (leafy seadragon), 1873 nucleotides long. RefSeq names its product large ribosomal subunit protein uL14m-like. The transcript has 4 exons. The coding region runs from base 1020 to 1469 and encodes 149 amino acids. NCBI's taxonomy places the organism in Eukaryota, Metazoa, Chordata, Actinopteri, Syngnathiformes, Syngnathidae. Gene Ontology annotation, molecular function: structural constituent of ribosome. Gene Ontology annotation, cellular component: mitochondrion; ribosome. Gene Ontology annotation, biological process: translation. The record is from RefSeq and is a predicted model, not a curated record.